Messenger RNA from Cucurbita maxima (winter squash), 2369 nucleotides. RefSeq names its product transcription factor MYB124-like. Gene Ontology annotation, biological process: regulation of DNA-templated transcription. Lineage: Eukaryota; Viridiplantae; Streptophyta; Magnoliopsida; Cucurbitales; Cucurbitaceae. The coding region runs from base 301 to 1722 and encodes 473 amino acids. Gene Ontology annotation, cellular component: nucleus. The record is from RefSeq and is a predicted model, not a curated record. Gene Ontology annotation, molecular function: DNA-binding transcription factor activity, RNA polymerase II-specific; RNA polymerase II cis-regulatory region sequence-specific DNA binding. The transcript has 12 exons.
AGAGAGAGAGAGAAAAGGUCAGAAUCCGAGGCGGUUUCGAUAUUGUAUGAGGCUUCGUAGAGGGCUUUCACCAUCGCUUUCGACUUGAAAUUGCUGUUCCGUUUUCCAGCAGUGUUCUCUAUCCGUAAAGAUUAAAGGAAAGGGAAGGGAGGGAGGUCUUCCUUUUUUGGGGGACUUUGCAGUUUUCUUAUCCCCCUUUUUUUAUAUGCCAUAGAAAGGCUGCCUUUAGCAUGCAAGUGGGUUUCAAUAAAAGGGGAGGAGCGCCUAACACACACAGUUGAUUGUAAUUAAUAAAACCAAAUGCAGGACACCAAGAAGAAGCUCGCCACCGAAGAUUGCAAGAAGAAGGAACGACACAUCGUUUCCUGGACUCAACAGGAGGAUGAUAUUCUCCGAGAGCAGAUUAACCAACAUGGAACAGAAAAUUGGGCAAUCAUUGCGUCCAAAUUCAAGGAUAAGACAACAAGACAGUGCAGAAGAAGAUGGUACACAUACUUGAAUUCUGAUUUUAAGAAAGGGGGAUGGUCUCCAGAAGAGGAUUUGCUUCUAUGCGAGGCGCAGAAAAUAUUUGGAAAUAGAUGGACAGAAAUAGCGAAGGUGGUGUCAGGCAGAACGGACAAUGCAGUAAAAAACCGGUUUACCACCUUGUGUAAAAAGAGAGCCAAAUAUGAAGCAUUAGCAAAAGAGAACUCAAGUUCAUUCAUCAAUCACAACAACAAAAGGGUUCUCUUUCAAAAGGGGAGUAACGACGUUUCUUCUGAAACUUCUCAGUCAGGAAAGAGGAUAAGGAGAGCACACAUAUCUCAUACAACGGAAAGUUGCUCACUUGAUGAUGGAUUAAAAAAGCCAUGCUCAGCAAGGGAUCAGCAGCUGAGAGCUCCAUUUGCAGCUCUGGUAGAGAAUGUCCCUAGUAUCGACAAUUUGCCAGGUGAACUUCCCAUGAACAAUGCCGAAGGUCUAAAGACCACUCAAGGCAACAAGAAUCAAGAAACCUUUAUCAAGAAGGAUGAUCCGAAGGUAACCGCUUUAACACAACAAGCAGAAUUACUUAGUUCGCUCGCAUUGAAGGUCAACUCAGAGAAUACAGACCAGAGUCUUGAAAAUGCUUGGAAGAUUCUCCAAAAUUUUCUCAGUCGAACCAAAGGAAAUGACAUACCCAGAUAUGUAACUCCGGAUAUUGACCUUCAAGUGGAAGACACUAAAGGUUCAGUGGAGGAUUUAAGGAGUAGCAAUGAUGGUAGCCAAUGGAGAGAAUCCAAUCUCCACGAAUCUCCUGGCAGUUCAGAAUACAGUACUGGAUCAACACUAGUAUCCCAAACCGCGGAGGAAAAAAUAGAUCAAAGCCAACCUGAGAUAGGGACUCAUCAUCAAGAACCUAAAUUUGAAUCUGGGUCAACUUGCACCGGAGAGCAAAAUAAUGGUGAAUCUGAGAAAGAAAUACUUCCGAAGACAAACCUGGAGCGAGCAGAGGCUUUCAAGUGUUGCAAUGAACGAAAAAUUGAUACCAUUGCCUCUUCCUUUUCAAGCUCAGAAUUCAGCUCUCCCAUGCAUGUAAUUCCACUUUUUAGAUCCUUGGCAGCAGGAAUUCCCAGCCCACAAUUCUCUGAAAGUGAAAGGAGUUUUCUUCUUAAAACACUGGGAGUGGAGUCACCUUCCCUUAACCCUAGUGUUAAUCCUUCACAACCACCACCCUGCAAAAGAGCCCUUCUCCAAAGUCUAUAAAACCUCUCUAAUCAUCCCACACACAGAGUCUGUAUUAUCUAGGUUCAAAAUUCAGUCUUUUUCUUUCUUUCUUUUGAAUUAAAUUCCAUUGGUUUGCAGCCAUUCCGGCCUAAAAUUUUUCAUGGUGGCAUGUUGAUAUCUGCAUUCCAUGACCCGUGUCUCGAAUGUUAUGGAGCAUUCUGACACAUCGGGACACGUACAACCGCGUGUUCCACAUUCUUUUUUUCUUUUCUUUCCCUAGGUGGGGUUUCUCUAAUAGUAACGUCCGAACCAGUGUGCUUGGUGUGUCAUUUUUCCAGUCCUUGCAAUGUGAUUCUUAGUGUCCCAGUUUUUGUAGCUUGAUUUCCCACAUGUACAUAACUUCUAGAUACAUUUAUAGACAUUCAGAGAGUAAGCAUGCUUUGGCCGCAUGCUUACUGCCCUCCAACAAAAAGUGAUCGAGGGAAGCAGAUAGCAAAAAAAGGAAGAAAGGAAAAAACUGAUGAAAACAAGAGGAUAACCAGUUGGGGUGGUUUCCUGUAUACUUUUUAUUUUUGGUGUGCAGAGGUAUAGAAUCAGCUUCUUUUUUUUUUUGGUUCCUUACCUGAUUUUUGAUGCAACAAACAUAAAUAUGAUUUGAGUGGAAUGUGUUUUGUUGUUGGUGUGCA